Messenger RNA from Volvox carteri f. nagariensis, 3489 nucleotides. RefSeq lists its product as uncharacterized. Gene Ontology annotation, molecular function: protein binding. NCBI's taxonomy places the organism in Eukaryota, Viridiplantae, Chlorophyta, Chlorophyceae, Chlamydomonadales, Volvocaceae. The transcript has 16 exons. Bases 1 to 3489 code for a protein of 1162 amino acids. The record is from RefSeq and is a predicted model, not a curated record.
AUGCAGCGACGCAUUGGUAUGGGCUGCCCCCUGCCCAACCGCACCCCGUCUCAGUCCGCCAGCGCCCUCUACAGCAGCUUCACAGGAGCGGCUGGCAACACCGGCCUCGCCGGCUUGGGCGCCCUCAUCUCCGCGCCCUACGCAGGGCGGGCCCCAGAACAGCUGCUCUUCGAUGCAGCCACCUGCGACCUCGUCCUCCUCGUCGGCGAUGACGGCAACUACGCCCGCGCGCUGCCGGCGCACCGAGACGUGCUCCGCUCCCGCAACCCCGGCGGCUACUUUGCCCGGCUGCUCGCCGACCCCGCCAGCUUUCCAGAGCUUCACUGGCCGUGGCAGCUGGCCUCCUCGCUGCUCUCCUUCCUGUACCGGGACUGUUGUGAGGUGUCCUGGGAGGGGCUGCCGGAGCUGAGGCGGCUGGCGGAGGAGGUCGGGGCGCGCGGGCUGUGCGACGCAGUAGACUACUUGUUGGACCCCCAGCACCUCCUCCCCUGGACCGCAACUGACCUGCGGGCGGCUGCGGAGGCGCUGGGCAGGGGCCAGCUUGUGGAGGCGGCGGACCGGUACUUGGUAGCCAUGAGGGCAGCGGGUGUCGAAGAGAACACUCGCAUGGCGGCUGUGGUGUACCAUGCGCGACAGGUCCGCCCUAAGAUUUCUAUCACUGUCUCAGCCCCCCCGUCCCUGCCCUCCGUUGACGGGGGCUCACCACCACCACCACCACCACAGCAGCAGCAGCAGCAGCUGCUGCUGCCAUGCUCCCCCUCAUCGCGACCGCUGAAUGCUGCAGCGGCGGCCGCCGACUCGCUGCUACUGCGGCCCUCCGGCUCGUACAAUGGCGGCGGCGGCGGCUCGGGCAACAGUCCCAGCACGUCAUCCCGCGGCGGUGCAGCCGCCCUUAACAUGUUUUUAUCAGUACCCGCCGGCGGCGGCGGCGGCGGUGGCGGUGGCUGUAGCAGCAACAGUAGUAGUUGCAGUAGUUGGUGCAGGGACAGCAGGCUGGGGAUGGAUAUCGUCGACGGUGUACUGCGCAGCGUGGCGUUGGAUUCUAAGGUCCUGCGUGGGCUGCUGCUGCCGGGCCGUCGGCGGGAGACUGUACUGCUGUGCGGCAGCAGCGGCGGCGGCGGAGGUGGAGUUGGCGGAGGUGGAGGCUGGCCGCGCCGGUCGACCUUUCACGGCAAUACUAUUUCGGCGGCGGCUGCUGCCGCCGCGCGGCGGUCGUCGUCGCCGUACUCGAUGGCGGCGGCGAGCCGCGGCGGCGGCGGCAGCAGCUCUGCCGCCGUCACGUCACUUCCCAACAUUGUCACUGCAGGCCAACCUGAAGUACGGCAGGUGGGCAGCCGCCUGCGUUCCGCCAUGGGCACCAACGGCGUCGGCGGCGGUGGAGGCAGCGGCAGCAGCAGCGGCUUGGGCGUGUCCUCCGGGUCAGCGGCACAGGGUGGCGGCGACAGCUUCAAUGGCAGCGGCGCCGUCAACGGCGGUUCCGUUUUGGGCGUUUUGAGGAGCCGAAGUACGGCAACAGGCAGCGGGGACGACGAGCCGCCCCCGGAUGUUCCUCCCCCCCUGGAGCUGAUGAUCAUAGUGCCGGCGGCCCAGCUGGCGCCCUCCCUGGCGUCACUGGUGCAGCGGCCACUGGACUCCCACGUACCGGGCUACAUAGGGCCCGCGCUGGCGGCGGCGGUGGCGGCGGCGGCGGGAGCGGGAGUAGGAGCGGGAGCGGGGGCUACGGCCGUCAACGGGAGUGGGAACGGCAACGGCGGCGGCGGCGGCGUUGGAAGGAGGGAUUUGGAGCUCCGUUCGCCCUGGGCCAGCGGGGGCCACAGCUCCCCCCGCCUCUCCGUCCUGCCCUCACCCUUCGACCCCUUCGGGAAGCUAUCUGGAGUGCCUGGGCUUAGCUGGGGGCUAGGAGGAGGAGCUGGAGCGGGAGCAGGAGGAGCAGGAGGAGGAGUUGGGGCGAGUGAGAACAAGCACGGCGUGCAGCUUCCAGCGGCGUCCUCUUUAGGCAACUACGACCAAAUCACAUUAACACUGGCGCUGGACCUGCAAGCCAGCGUAGUAGCCCAAACAGGCAACAACGGCGCCAACGGCCUCAACAGCCUCGGCACCGCGGAGGGCAGUUCUGGCCCCACUUCUGGACCCAACCCAAGCCUCCCAGGCGGUCGCAUUCGAGCGCCGCCGCGCCGCCGCCGACGUCUCGUCCCUGAACAGCUUGGCCGGGGCGCUGGCAGGUGCCGGCGGCGGCAGCGGCAGCGGCUUCACUACAGCUACCGCCUGUACGGCAGCCGCCAAUGCAGUGAGGACCGUACUGGGUCCCGCGAACCCACCAACACGGACUACUAUGGAACCGGUGGCGGCGGCGGCGGCGGCGGCGUUGUUGUUGCUGUUGGUAGUGGUGCGGGUGGUGGCAAUGCCAGCGCCAGCGCCAGCGGCGGCGGCGUAUGUAUGUCUGCUCGUGUGGCGGCGCUGAUGCCGCACUUGCUGGCCUCCGCCACUGCGCUAUCCCACCUGGUCUCCGCCGCGGGAAUGAUCUCCCAGGUAUUGCGAGUGGCCGGGGAGCAGCACAGCCUCUUCAGUGUCCCUGUCCUCCGUGCCAGCCUGCGUAUCUGCAACCCCAGCACCGCCCUGGUAACAGCCCUGGUGCAGACCAACACGCACUUUGCAGUGGCGGCCCUGGACAACACCAUCUACAUUCGCAAGUCCCCUGCAGAUAUAAUCCGGCUGCUGCAGGCGCUACACUCCACGUUGCCCCCCAAGGCGAGUAACUUGUGUAGCGGCGGCGCGUUCGGCGGCGGCGGCAGCGGCGGCGGCGCCAAUGGCGGCAUUACCAGCGGUGGUGGUGGUGGUGGUGGUGGUGGUGGUGGUGGUAGCGGCGGCGACACCUUUCUCUCGAAGUCGCGUCUAUCCCCAGGCGACUCCUUCACCUUGGGGACAUUGAGCCGCCAGAGCAGCUCCCAACGUUUGUUUCGUAGCUUUGAUGUUAAAAGAUCAAGUACGUCAUCAGGGUACGGCAAUGGUUUCGGGGCGGCGGCAGGAGGGGGCGCGAAUUCAGGGCCGCCGUCGCCGCUGGGGAGCCUUACGGCGCCGCCGCUGGUGUCACCGUCAUCAGCGGCACCGCUAGCGGCGGCGGCGGCGGCGGCGGCGGUAACGUCGCCCAGCUCCCGCCGUACCACGACCUCGGAGUUCAGCCUGCGAUUUAGCUCUGCCAAUGCAGCUGUAACGCCAUACCCGUACGGGCCAGCCAAAGCCAUCGCAAGCCUCAUGCACACAGGCGAUACGCCCCGCCCGGGACCUCCCAUGCCCAUCCCCAUUUCCACGCCACCGCCGCCGGGUGCUGAGGGCAGCGGCUGGCCCUUCGCGACGGCAACCGCCUCCUGCACUCCGACCUCCAGGUCCAAGCACUUCUUGUGCAGAAUCUCAAUCCCCUUUAGCAAUCGGGCAAUCAGGUUCGGGCAAGGGGAGAAUGGGUGGGCGGAAAGCACACAGCUACCGUACUGA